This is a messenger RNA of Rhineura floridana, 1928 nucleotides long. Its product is annotated as asialoglycoprotein receptor 1-like. Gene Ontology annotation, molecular function: signaling receptor activity. The transcript is spliced from 9 exons. NCBI's taxonomy places the organism in Eukaryota, Metazoa, Chordata, Lepidosauria, Squamata, Rhineuridae. The record is from RefSeq and is a predicted model, not a curated record. Bases 204 to 1139 code for a protein of 311 amino acids.
ACUGCACAUAGAGAGAAGCACAUGGUUGCUGGUAGGCUGGCUAGAUUGAGCCAUCCAGUGGCAGACAAUAGCUUUGUCCAAACUUUGCACAGGUCAAUGUUUUGCUGAACCGAGAGAGCAGACAGGACUGUGAGUUUUGGAUGGUUCCGUGGUCCUGCUAGGUCGCAGCCAGGUGGAAGAAGAGUCGACUCCGGGCCAGGAGUAUGGCAACGUCUUUUGCCGAUCUUCGCGUCCCACCUGAGAUUCCCCCUCGCUCCACCUCGGCAGCUUUGGACCCUCAGCCCACAACAGCCACGGAGGAGGAAGACCUCAAAGCUCCGGAAGUUGUGGAUGAAAGUGGAAAACGCCUCAGGGAAGUGCUGCCUCCCCCUCGGUCGUCCUGGCGCCGCUCCUGCCCCACAAAACGACUCGUCCUGGUCCUGAUGGCAUUCUGCGGCAUCCUGACCCUCUCAGUGGCUCUCCUUGGCAUCCAGAGAGCCCAGUUCAACAAAGACCAAGGGGCUGCGUGGGAGGCCCUCAGAAGCUUUAACCGGACAGUCUCAGUGGAGCUGAGGAACCUCCAGCACAAGAGGAACAGCACAGGGUGGAAACUGGCAGCGCUGGAGAAAACGAUGAAUGACGAGGUUGAGAAGAUGGAGAAAGCCAAGAAGCGCAUCCAAUCCCAGCUGGAUUCUUUACAGCAGGAUGCAAGAACAUUCCACUGUGGGCUGAUGGAGAUGAAAAGCAAUGGCAGCAAAACUGGCUGUUGCCCUAAAGGUUGGCAGAGUUUUGAGGAGAGCUGCUAUUGGAUGUCCAGUACACCAGCCUCGUGGAAUCUGGCAAAACUUGACUGUGAAAAGAAAAAUGCCCACCUGGUGAUCAUCAACUCGCCCAAUGAAAGUAGUUUCGUGAAUCAGCGCAAGCGGUCAAAUUACCUGUGGAUUGGCCUAACUGAUGUCAGUGGGAACUGGAAGUGGGUGGACGGGUCCUCGUACAGCCUUCAGCCAGAGGACUGGAAUGAAGGGCAGCCGGACCACUGGUACGGCCAUGGUCUGGGGGGAGGGGAAGACUGUGUCCACAUGCUCCCCAGUGGUCUGUGGAAUGACAACCACUGUUCCCGCCUUUACACAUGGAUGUGCGAGUUGGAGCUAAGGCUGUAGAGGAAAAAAGAAGACACCCCACCACCACCACCACCACAGCCCUCUGGAUUCUAUGGGGAGUUCCACGCAGCUGAUUUUCUGGUCGUAUUUUUACAACCCUGCAAUGAACUCCUUUGUUUCCUUUAAGUCUUUCCUCAAAACCCAUAAUCUCUGGAAGCAACUUUUCUAACUAAGCCAACGUUUGUGUCAUUGAAGUAAUUGCAUAUUCUUCCUUUUCCUGCCUAUGCUUCUGUCCCUGUCCAACCCUCCUCUAUUAGUUUCCCUCUGUUUUAGAUUGCAAACCCUCUGGGGCAAGGAUUUGUCAUAUCUAUUAUUUCUAAUACGCCAGAUAAGCUGAUGGUACUAUAUCAAUCAAUGAGUUAUCGACAAUCGGCCAAGAACCGAUUGCCAUUGGCUGUCCGUAUUUCCUUAUCAGUCAUUGGCUGAGUGGCUGGGCUAUGUCAUGGAAUGUUCACAAGCAUUCCAACAGAAUGUGCACAUAAGUCACCACAUUCCUAUGCAGACAGUGUUAGACAGACCUAAGUUCGAAAGCCAUCUCUGGCAUAGACUCAGAGGGACACCUCAGACAAACCACUCUUUCGCUCAGCUUCAUUUCAUCCAAUACAUAAAAUGAAACGCUUGCUUGUUGUAAGGACUGGAUUAGGAUAAAUGAGAUGAGGCAGGAGUGAGACUCCAGCCUUAUGUGCAGAGGUCUGCAAGUUAUGAAUCUAAAUAAAUCUGUGGUUAUCAAGUUAAUCAACUGUGUCUUUUAAAAAAAAUAAAGCAUGAUUAUUAUUUUUUAAAAAUAAA